Molecule: messenger RNA, 504 nt
Organism: Tinamus guttatus (white-throated tinamou)
Lineage: Eukaryota; Metazoa; Chordata; Aves; Tinamiformes; Tinamidae
Source: RefSeq, a predicted model, not a curated record
AAUUUGCUGAAGGUCACAGAACCUGAGGCCAAGCUGGAUCUCGUGACGCUCAGUCUUGGCUUUAAUCACAGACCGUUCCUGCUUUUCGUGCUGUAAGAUGAACUGAUUUUGAUACAGCCAAAGAGCUCCGAGAUUUAACUGAAAAUGUCUGGCAAAACGGCUAACACGACCAAUAACAUAGCGCAGGCCCGGCGGACUGUUCAGCAGUUGAGAAUAGAAGCCUCAAUAGAAAGAAUAAAGGUGUCCAAAGCAUCAGCGGACCUAAUGCUCUAUUGCGAAGAACAUGCCAAGAAGGACCCUUUGCUGAUGGGCAUCCCUGCCUCUGAAAACCCUUUCAAGGAUAAGAAAACCUGCAUUAUACUAUAGGAGAGCAGCAGCACCUCCACAGCUCUCCCGAGCAAAACCCAGGCAGAUGUAUAGAAAAAUAAUCUGUAAGGUACCCGGUAUUAACUGUGUAAGACAGCUCUUCUUUUACCAUGUGUACAAAUGAUUUCUUAAGCUUUU